CCACUGGCUCCCGGGGCAUGCGUGCCGGCAGUGGCGGGAGUAUUUGUCCCUUUCUAACGUCAGUAUUGCGUUCUCUGUUCCGCGAUCAUUGCCACUGUAACAACCUACCCCUGUCACUUUCAGCCCCGGUCUCCCCUACUAGUUCCUUUCUGUCAGAGCCAAUGUGAAGAUGUCCGACACCGAAACCGAAAUUGCUCUAAGCGCUUUUACAGUGCGUAUAAUUUAUAUUUGUUAUUGAAAAAAAGGAAAAAGCCACGUCAAAGGAGAUGGUGGAUGACAACGCAUGAUAAAACACGGUACCAACUUCGAAUACCUGCUACAAUUGAUUGGACCAAGAAUAAAAAAACAAGAUACGGUAUUCAGAGGAUCGAAGCCAGCUAAAGUACGCCUGGCUGUGACACUUAGAUUUUUAGCAACUGGCGAUUCAUUCAAAAGUCUUCAUUACUUAUUCAAGAUUUCCCCAGAAGUUAUAUCACUGAUCGUGCCCGAAGUCUGUAAAGCGCUAUGUGAGGCACUGCGUUCUUUUGUAAAGAUGCCUCAAAAUGAUCAGGGAUGGCUUGAAGUUGCUAGAAGCUUUGAAACAAAAUGGCAAUUUCCACAUUGUUUGGGUGCUAUAUAUGGCAAACACAUAAAAAUAGAGUCACCUAUUAAUAGUGGAUCAGAGUUCUAUAACUAUAAACACAAUUUCAGUAUAAUAUUAGCAGUAGUUGAUAGUGAAUACAACUUUUUAUUUGCCGACGUAGGAACACAUGGACGAAUGAAUGACGCUGGAGUUUUUAAUGAUAGCAUACUUUAUAACAAAAUAUAUGGUUCCAAUUCCAAUUUUCCGGAAGACACUCCUCUAUACCUGACCGACAUCUUCCUGUGCCCUAUGUUUUUGUGGCAGAUGGAGCUUUUGGAUUAUCUACCGGCAGCUGGCUCAGCAAAUAGAAAAUUCAAUAGCCGACUUUCACGCGCUCGUGUUGUGAUUGAAUGUGCAUUUGGAAUAAUGACAUCGGUGUUUCGAGUGUUGAAAACCAAUAUGCUGCUACAACCCGAAAAAGCAUCUAUUGACUUUUCGUUGUACUUCAUAAUUUUUUAAAAAACACCGAGUACUCUUGACGGAUGUAUAUGCCAGAGGGUCACAUAUAUAAUGUUUUACAAGAGCAACAAUUAAGGUCCUUAGAUCAAAUACCAAUAAGAGCAACCGAAAAUGCAAGAGAAAUAAGAAAUGAAUUCGCAUCAUACCUUUACUCACAUUGAAUAAACUAUGUACCAAAGC
Molecule: messenger RNA, 1261 nt
Organism: Acanthoscelides obtectus
Lineage: Eukaryota; Metazoa; Arthropoda; Insecta; Coleoptera; Chrysomelidae
Source: the annotation of a GenBank genome assembly